UCGACCUGCAGAUGGACAAACGCGAAAAGGCGGACGAGCACCCGGGCCAGCAGAACCGUGUGUCCCGGUUCGUGGAAUUUUUCGAGCGCGCGUCGCAGCCCGAGCCGAACGAGGUGAAGCGAAAAUCCGACAAGAAUCGGCGCAGAACGGACGAGAUGUCCGACGGCGACAGCGAUGGUCUGGUGGUAGCCGAGCGCAAACGGUCGGGCAAAAGGAAACACCGUAAGGUGCACAAAAAACAAAAGAAGGCCAAAAAGCACAAACGGCAUAAACAUCACCGUACGGACGACACGGAAAGCGACGAUAGCCAACGCAAGACGUUCGAUUCAGAGAACAGCGAAGAGGAGAACAAAGAUGGAAAAGAAGAAGAGGAUGAAGCAGCAGGUGGCGAGCUAGUCGGUGGUCGGUCUUCAGCGAAGGAUCUCGACCAACAACAGCAGUACCGACCUCGUUAUGAAUCGCCGGAGCGGGGACGCAUUCUCAAGGACGAGCGACGUACAGCGUCGCAAUUGAGAGGCUGCGGCGAAGCAGACUAUACUGACCUGCACAAAAGCUCCGAGUACGAUGAUUCGAAAAGUCGGUUUCAAGGGCACGGAAGCCAAAGGCGUGCCUAUGACGAACGAUUAACAACCCGGGACGAGUAUCGACGACAACCUCCGGACCGGCACUAUUCCGGUUCCACACGCUAUUCCGCUCUCUCGCGGUAUUCCGGUGAGCGUUCGCGCAAACCAAGUGAACCACGGGGAGGACGGGAGGUGACGAUGAAGGGUAGCAGUGAUCACCAACGACGCCGGUCCACACCCUCAUCCGCUAGCCCCGAUGAACGGCGCUUCGAUGCCGCAAGUUACUACCGUUGGCACGACGAAUCGGGACGCCAUCCGUACCAUUCCCGACGUAUAGAUCAUCGGCGAUCAAGGUCAGGUCCACGGGACGAGCGAGAAGGUCGAGUUCAACGUGGGCCGGAUCACCGCCGUGAACAUGGGUACUCACAGGAGGAGCGUAGCGCACGCAGCCGACCGGCGAAGGACGAACGCUUCGCGCGGCAAGCUGCUUCGCGGUGGGAUAGUCCGGGGGGAAAAGAGUACCGAGAACAGCGCAACAGUCCGGACUAUGGUGGAUCCAACAGAUACUACGGAGGCCACAAGACGGAAGCGAGAAUGAGCGGUAGAAAGCGUUUCUGCGGCGAGAGAGAACCAACCCGAGACGAGUAUCGGCACAAAUCUCCAGAGUAUAGCCACUCUGCUCCUAACAGUUCGGCGGACAUUCCGCGACGGUCCGCGAACGGGGACUAUCGUGAGCGCUAUUCGGGCGAGCGUUCCUGCAGCGGCAUACGCAAGCAAAGGGAGCCGUAUGAAUCCGCUGUGUCACGCACGGAAAAUGGCAGGCCGCGGCACCGGUCUUCACCAUCACAAAAUGACGAUCGGCGAUCCGACCGAAACGAUGCCGGGUACGAGUAUCGCCGCAAUUACGAGUCGUCCCAGCAUCGUGGUGAUCGUCCAAUCUCCCCAUACCGUUCUAGCCGCACAAAACAACAACGCCGGUCCGGUUCGCGGACCAAUCGCGAAGAGCGCGGAUCGCAACACGAGACGGACCAUCGACGAGCAAUGGUGGGCAAUCGUUCAGCAAUGCAUUCCACGUCGCAUGCUACCGAUCGCAGACUGGAACGUUUGCCCCACAGUCCGGGGGAACGUUUGCAGCGGAAAAUUUCGCGUAGUCCCCCGCGUUCAUCCCUGCACGACGGCGGCGUGAAGACCGAGGGUCAUCCAAUGGUAAAGGUAGAAAAACAGAGCGGCGGCCACGAUGAGGUUAAGAAAGAGCCCAAAGUGGGGGAGCAGGAACAAUCGAAAUCAGGUAAACUGGCGGUGGAUCGCCCGGAGAAGAACCAACAGCAACGGUUUGGCAAAAAUGGCGAUAGUGAAGCUGAGGACGGCGAACCACAAGCUGUCGAGAAGCAGAAGCCGAACUUUGCGCUAUCCGGAAAGCUGACGGAGGAGACAAACAAGGUGAACGGGGUGGUCAUCAUGUACUCGGAGCCGCCGGGGGCACGCAAACCGAAGCGCCGCUGGCGCCUGUAUCCAUUCAAAGGCGACCAGGCGUUACCGACGCUCUACAUUCACCGCCAGAGUUGCUAUUUGAUCGGCCGAGACCGGAAGAUUUGCGAUCUGCCGAUCGAUCAUCCAUCCUGUUCGAAGCAACACGCAGUCAUACAGUACCGGCUGGUGGCGAACGAGCGAGAGGAUGGCUCUACCGGCAAAUGCGUCCGUCCGUACAUCAUAGACCUCGAGUCUGCUAAUGGUACUUUCGUCAACUACAAGCAGAUCGAACCGAAACGCUAUCUUCAGCUGUUCGAGAAGGACGUGCUCAAGUUUGGUUUCAGCUCGCGAGAGUACGUGCUACUGGAUGAGAACAGCAAAGAGCAACAGCAGGAGGACGAGGAAAACGACGAGCGGCUAGACGAGAUCACGUAAACAUUGCUAAACGGGAUCCGGUAGUGCCAAUGUACAGAACACAUCGUGUAAGUGACAUCAACCUGCCCCACCGCUUGCCAUGUGGUGCGGUUACUGCGAGAAGAUUUUUUCUCUUAUCGGUUACACUUCUCACCUCAUCUAUACUAGCCUGAGUUGCAAAUUAGUUGCAGCAGAACACGACCAGGUGAAAGAAAACAUACCGAGGGAUACAUAUUUUACAACACUCUAGCUAAGCGAAUAUAUAGAUAAGUACGGAAAGGCGACGGAGAAAACUUGCUUCCUCUGUUUCCCAUCAAUCUGUAGCAUAAAGGAGCAUCGUCGUAAUACAGGAGCAUCCUGUAAACCCAGGCGUGCCCGCUUCGCAAAGUCGUGGGUUACGGAUGUGCCAUUUCUUGGUGAUGUAUUGCUCUCUCGGAACUGCAAACGAAGCGCCAAUACAAAUUCAAUUGUAACAUACU
Messenger RNA from Anopheles bellator, 2926 nucleotides. Its product is annotated as probable serine/threonine-protein kinase DDB_G0280133. Gene Ontology annotation, biological process: miRNA processing. NCBI's taxonomy places the organism in Eukaryota, Metazoa, Arthropoda, Insecta, Diptera, Culicidae. Bases 12 to 2468 code for a protein of 818 amino acids. The transcript has 3 exons. The record is from RefSeq and is a predicted model, not a curated record. Gene Ontology annotation, cellular component: nucleus. Gene Ontology annotation, molecular function: mRNA binding; protein binding.